AUGACGAUGUCAGAUGCUGCGCUACCGCCUGCAGCGCAGCAAAAGCUUCCCAAGCUCGUGCCACGACAGCGCAAAGCGUCGUCCACGACGCCUUCAGAACCAGCGCCAGAGACUCCGCCGCUGCCAGACGCGCCAGCAGCAGAGAGCAUGUCCUUCCGCAUUCCCAUGCGGCGGAUCUUGUCGCCCAAAGACCUCGAGUUGUUUCUGUCCUCACCCACGUACACACUCAUCCUCGCCUUUGUCUUUGGCCUUUCCGACUGCGUGCGCAACACCCCGAUCUCCGCCGUCUCCGCCGGCAGCCUGACGCCAACCUGCCAAAGCAUCCUCGCCAUCCUCGACGCCGCCUCCGACCUCGUCGACGCAAACCCUCCGCUCGACACGGGCUCUCGCUUCGGCAAUCCGGCCUUUCGAUCGUACAUCGCCGCCCUCACCGCAAGGCUUCCGGAAUGGCACGCACAGCUGCAUGUGCCGUCUGCGGCUCGGCAGGAGGUCUCAACGUACCUGCAGAACAGCUUCGGCAACACGGCUCGGAUAGACUACGGCUCCGGCCACGAACUGAACUUCGUCAUGUGGCUGCUGUGUCUCAACAGGCUCUCGUUGCUUCCGCCAUCUGCAUUCCCCGCCGUCACCCUGGUCGUGUUCCCCAGGUACAUUGCGCUGAUGAGAAAGGUUCAGAUGAACUACUACCUCGAGCCGGCAGGCUCUCAUGGAGUUUGGGGGCUGGACGACUAUCAGUUCCUACCCUUCUUGUUUGGGGCGUCGCAACUGUGCGGCCACAAGUUCAUCACGCCUCGAAGCAUCCACAACCAGCCAACGCUCGAGUCGUACGCGCAGGACUACAUGUAUCUGGACCAGGUCGCCUUUGUCAACAGCAUCAAGAAUGUCGAGGGUCUGCGGUGGCAUUCUCCCAUGCUCGACGACAUUUCGUCGGCCAAGUCCUGGGAGAAGAUUGAGGCCGGCAUGAAGAAGAUGUUCGUAAAGGAGGUGCUGGGCAAGCUCCCCGUCAUGCAGCAUUUCCUAUUUGGAGGGCUCAUCCCCGCUGAAGACGGCAUGAGCGUCGAGGAAGACGACGCCUUCCAGCAGAGGACCGAGCGGAACGAGAAGCAUGAGCAUGCAGAGAACACGUGGGGAGACUGCUGCGGUAUUGCCGUGCCGAGCAGCGUCGGUGCCGCUGGAGAGAUGAGGAAAAGAUUAGGGAAAGACGGAGCACUGCGCAGGCUACCUUUUGAUUAA
Molecule: messenger RNA, 1233 nt
Organism: Verruconis gallopava
Lineage: Eukaryota; Fungi; Ascomycota; Dothideomycetes; Venturiales; Sympoventuriaceae
Exons: 1
Coding region: 1-1233 (410 amino acids)
Biological process (GO): mitotic spindle organization
Cellular component (GO): nucleus; protein phosphatase type 2A complex; cytoplasm
Molecular function (GO): protein tyrosine phosphatase activator activity; peptidyl-prolyl cis-trans isomerase activity
Source: RefSeq, a predicted model, not a curated record